Messenger RNA from Arabidopsis thaliana (thale cress), 1375 nucleotides. RefSeq names its product NAC domain containing protein 42 (gene NAC042). Gene Ontology annotation, molecular function: DNA binding. Gene Ontology annotation, cellular component: nucleus. Bases 622 to 1215 code for a protein of 197 amino acids. Gene Ontology annotation, biological process: regulation of DNA-templated transcription. NCBI's taxonomy places the organism in Eukaryota, Viridiplantae, Streptophyta, Magnoliopsida, Brassicales, Brassicaceae. The transcript has 3 exons. The record is from RefSeq and is marked reviewed.
UUUUUAUAAAGAAUGACUUGAUUGGUGUUCUAAAGAGAUCGAUGUAGUGAAGAUGAGUGGCGAAGGUAACUUAGGUAAGGAUCAUGAAGAAGAAAACGAAGCACCACUUCCUGGGUUCAGGUUUCAUCCGACGGAUGAAGAGCUUUUAGGAUACUAUCUUCGAAGAAAAGUAGAGAACAAAACCAUCAAACUCGAACUUAUCAAACAGAUCGAUAUCUAUAAGUACGAUCCUUGGGAUCUUCCAAGUAAGUCUUCUUAAUUAUUGGAUCAUCCCCUCUAUAAAUAUCAGCAUCGUAUAUUAUGAUCAACUCAUUACAUAUAGUUGUUUUUAUUGUUUUUUCUACUGAUUUUAUCAAGAAAUUAGGGACGUCCACUUUGAGAUCUUGUUCGAAUCAAAACGAUAAAAAAAAAAUUUGUAUUUUGAAUGCGAUAAGUUAGUACAUUUCCAUAUACUUAUGAUAUGGGACCAUCCAUCCAUACGAAGAUCAGGUCAAAUAAAAUAAAAUUUAGUAUACUUACACAGAAAUAUCGCAUAGUGCGCCUUUAUCAUCAUCGCAUGAAGAUAUAGAACACGAACUAUGAGUGAGCAGCGUCGGAGAAAAGGAGUGGUACUUCUUCUGCAUGAGAGGUAGGAAAUACAGGAAUAGCGUUCGACCAAACCGAGUGACCGGUUCAGGUUUCUGGAAAGCCACUGGUAUUGAUAAACCGGUUUACUCCAAUCUUGACUGUGUUGGUCUCAAGAAAUCUCUGGUUUACUAUCUUGGUUCAGCCGGUAAAGGCACCAAAACCGAUUGGAUGAUGCAUGAAUUCCGCCUCCCCUCCACCACGAAAACCGACUCUCCAGCUCAACAAGCAGAGGUAUGGACACUUUGCAGAAUCUUCAAACGAGUCACAUCUCAAAGAAACCCAACCAUCUUACCACCAAACCGAAAACCGGUUAUCACUUUAACCGACACUUGUUCUAAGACCAGCAGCUUAGAUUCCGACCACACGAGCCACCGUACAGUAGAUUCCAUGUCCCACGAGCCGCCGCUUCCACAGCCACAGAAUCCUUAUUGGAACCAACAUAUAGUUGGUUUUAAUCAACCGACAUAUACUGGUAAUGAUAAUAACCUCCUGAUGAGUUUCUGGAACGGCAACGGUGGAGAUUUCAUAGGAGACUCAGCAAGUUGGGAUGAACUUAGAUCUGUUAUAGAUGGCAACACUAAACCCUAGUAAUAAAGUUUCCUUUUUUCAGCUUUGUACAAAAAGAUAAAACAAACGAUUGCUUUUGUUUUAGACAAUAAAUUAAUAAUUAAUGAUAUAUCUCUAGUGAGUAAAUUACACUUUUGAUAUUUUUGAUCUAUAGUUUGCAUCAUAUGUUAAGAAGAAGUAA